AUGGUAUUCAAUAGAGAAGAAUUGCAAUCUAUUGCUGAUAUAUGCAUUCGUCAUAAUCUUGUAUGCAUUUCAGAUGAAGUCUAUGAAUGGUUGGUAUUUCCUCCCAAUAAACACAUUAAAAUUGCCUCUUUACCUGGUAUGUGGUCGCGUACUUUAACUAUUGGCAGUGCUGGUAAAACAUUCAGUGUAACUGGUUGGAAGUUAGGCUGGACAGUUGGACCGGCUAAUUUAAUUCAAGCCAUGCAGUUACAUCAACAGAAUACCGUGUAUACAUGUCCAACACCUUUACAAGAGGCUGUUGCUCGUAGUUUAGAGAUUGAAUUACCCCUGCUGCAUAAACCUGAAUCAUAUUUCAAUGAAAUGUGCUCCUUAAUUGAACCAAAAGGUCGUAAUAUGGUAAAGAAGUUAAAUGAAAUUGGAAUGAUUGCAGUCAGACCAACUGGCGGUUAUUUUCUGGUAGCGGAUGUCUCUAAGAUGAAUGUUCCCUUGAAUGAAUUAGAGCAAAAUGAAUUAUUGCCAUAUGAUGUUAAAUUCAACAAUUGGAUGAUGCAAAAGAAAGGUGUUUCUGCAAUUCCAAUGAGUGUUUUCUACUCUGAAUCCAACCAACACCUCGGUUCAAACUACUUGCGAUUUUGUUUCUUCAAGGAGGAUUCUACGCUGAAUUCAGCUUAUGAAAUUCUAAAGAAAUGGUGACCAAUGGUUAUGAAAUCAAUCGCCUGAACAGUCUUGCUCUUUCUCGUGAUUGGACACUUCUUUUUUUCCAUUUUGAUUUAUUACAUCAACAUUGCUAAUUCGGUGUGUUUCUUAUCUGCUUUUAUUUUGAUAUAAAAUGAUUUAUAACUCCAUAAAAGAAAAAAUGAUUGUUCUGUC
Molecule: messenger RNA, 870 nt
Organism: Trichobilharzia szidati
Lineage: Eukaryota; Metazoa; Platyhelminthes; Trematoda; Strigeidida; Schistosomatidae
Source: the annotation of a GenBank genome assembly